Molecule: messenger RNA, 3094 nt
Organism: Spodoptera frugiperda (fall armyworm)
Lineage: Eukaryota; Metazoa; Arthropoda; Insecta; Lepidoptera; Noctuidae
Gene: smg
Product: protein Smaug
Exons: 7
Coding region: 254-2014 (586 amino acids)
Biological process (GO): negative regulation of translation; regulation of mRNA stability; nuclear-transcribed mRNA poly(A) tail shortening
Cellular component (GO): P-body
Molecular function (GO): mRNA binding; translation repressor activity; protein binding
Source: RefSeq, a predicted model, not a curated record
GGCCAUUUUGAAUUUUGAUAAUCUGAUUGACCGUCGAAACAAUCUUAAUGUUUUUCAAUGUACCUGUAAUUUUAUUACUAAAUUAACGUUUCCAUUAAGCGAAAUAAUAGCGUCACAUUCGUCACCAUCAUCGCUGCGUGUGCCACUCGUUUCCAGGGAGUCAAAUAGUGUUCUAACGAUCAGCUGUCACGUAUUACUGACGUGUAGAACACAAACAAAUCUAAUAUUUUGGGUUUGAUAUGCUGUUUUCACGAUGAACGGUACGUUUAACGAGCAGCUCGGUGGCGUAGCCGGAUUGUUCGAUCAAUGGGGCGCCUGCGAGCAGACUGUGUUGGCCUGCACGCUGGCACGGCGAGUCCCGUGGCCAGGCCUGAAACUGGUGCAGCGGGCAGUGGAGGCGGCGCUGCGCAGCCACGUCGAAGACGAGAGGCUCGAGCGUGAUGCCAACGACGAGGUGCAUCUGGCUAAUCUUCUCACAGUGAACGGCGACGACGAUGACGGUUGUGAGCGUUUGCACCGCCUGCUUGGAUUACUGCCACUGCUCAGGAUGGACAAUGAGCGCUGUAAAGACCUGUAUGUCACUGCCACCCCAGCUCUGGUGCAGCGUUGUAUGGAUGCUCCCCGCCGAAGCCCUGUUGUGCCUGAUCAAUGCCGACAGCUGCUGUCAUACCUACUAGUUCAUCCAGCACUUACACUUCAUGAUGAAGGGAUAUUGAAACAAUGGUUAAGAUACUUAGAAAACCAUAUUGCUGGCAACAGACCAGAAAGUGUUUGGCAACAGAGAAUAGAACCCUGCAUAAUACCAGAUUCUAACAUUUGGAGUACAACAAACAGUUGUUUUAGACGAACCAUUGGUAAAAAUGUUGAAUUUAGAGGCAUCACAGGCUUGGAUGGUGUGGAACACUUUAGUACAGACCUACUGCAAGAGUCCUUUUCUAAAAACGGCCGAGAUGUAGAUAUAAGUAUAGAAGGAGAAAAAUUAAAUUUUGACGCAACAAUAUCCCAACCAAAGUCACAAAGGUCGAAUAGCUUGACCCCUCCUUCAAGUAAUUUUAUUCACAUGUCUUCAUCUGCUGAGAAUUUAAGUGAUGCACCUUUUGUUCAGAAACCUAGAAGCUUUUCUCUGUCCAGUGAGCACAGUUUAAGUCAGAUAAGGCCUAUUAGUAUAAUGUAUGGGACAACAGGCAGUGAGACAAGGCUGGACGACCUGAGAUCACAUAAUUUCGGCGAACACCCGGGAAUGUCUAAUGUUGCGCAGUGGCUGAAAAGUCUACGACUGCAUAAAUAUGUGUGGCUGUUUACUAAUAUGAGUUAUGAACAGAUGAUGGCUAUGGAUGAAAAGUAUUUAGAGAAGUUAGGAGUGACGAAGGGCGCGCGGCACAAGUUGUUGCUGUCGAUCAAGAAGCUGUCGGAGCGCGGCGCCGUGCUGGCGGGCGUGGAGGCCGAGCUGCGCGGCGGGGCGCCGGCCGCGCGCGCGUUGGAGCGCCUGCGCGCCGUGCUGCUCAGCCCCAUGCCGCCCGCCUGCGACCUGCCCGCCGCCAUCGUGCGCGCGCUGCAUCUAGCAUCAAAAUGCCUGAAUAAAGCGACGUGUCAACCUGCCGUCCGAGUGCCGUCCCAGCUGGCGACGGAGGACGGCGACCACGAGCCUCCCGUGGACCCGAUGUCCUUACACUGUUGGCUCGUUGAGAAGGCGUUACACCACGAAGCCUUCAGUCGACCAGAACUGCAGGAAGCACUGAAGGGGUUGCGACAUCGCCUGCCGCCGCGUCAAUUCUUCCACCACGUGUCAGAUAUGCCACUCAACAGGAAAUGUCCCAAACCCAGGUGGCGCAUCGGGACACACGCGGGACACCCGAAGGCAACGAGGCCGCGUGCCUGGGCGGGGGCGGGCUGCGGGGGCGCGGGCGUGGGCGGGGGCGCGGCGACGGGGGCGCGCGCGCCGCCGCCGGCCGCGGACCACUACUCGAGCCUGGACGCGCUGUGCCUGCAGAUGACGGAGCAGGCCAUCAACUGACGGCCGCUGCGGCUGGCUCUGUGUACGCACGGUUUCUUAUGAAAUCCUUAGUUUAGUUGGACCGGGCUCGCGGUGGGCGGGGCCCGUAGUGACGCAAGUAGCUAGAGAAAUUGCGGCCUUCGGCGUCGACUCGAGUGUCUCGCUGUGGACGAGCCGAUGCCGCGCCGUGGAAGUAUACAAAUUAUUGCUAGGUAGGACAGGAUUAUAGCUUUUUAUAUCAGAACACCCGCAUUUGGUCAUAGUUUCACUCCCCGAAUACUUAGCUUAGUAAGUAUUCUCUAUCGAUAAUGCUAGUGUAAUCGGUUACAUCGACUCGAUUGUAUACAACUAAUGGUAUCCUAAAUUUCUCUGGUGCUAAUUUUCGCGAAGUUUUAUUUGUAGUUAGCUGUAUAGUAUAUAUAGUUAGGUGAAUAUUUACGUUGUCACGUAAUGUAUGUACGUACGGUUGGUGGCUGCGUGCAGCGCGACAUGGACUUACGUGAGUUAGUUAUUUAAUGUUGUUGACUGAUGUUUGCAUAAUUUAUGAAGUUCGCAAACUGUUAUUAUUUAAACUUUAUUAUUUAAUGCAAUGGAUAUUUAUAUUCAGCGAUUAUAUUUUGACUGGAUCAAAAAUCUGAUUGUAAUGUGUGCAAUUUAUAUAUUUUUAUUUACGCAAUAGUUUUUCUAUAUUAAAACUUAUAGAUUUCAUGUAAAUAAUUGACUAGUUCACAUUAUAUUUAUAAGGGUUAUUGUUUUGUACAAAACAUGUGUUGAUGACAUAUUAUAUAAUAGAGUAAUAUUAAAAUUAAAUGAUUUGACUAUAAUUAUGAAGAGAAAUGUAUUGGGUUAUGAGUAGUUUUGUUUGGGCAUACUUACAUGCUGUCUACAGAUAUUUAUAUUUAGCCAAUUGUACAGAAGUUUACAGAGUAUAUUUAUUCUUUCUACCUACAUACCUCAAUUCUUGUUCUGUUAAAUAUUUUCAUUCACAUCUGUGUUCAAGAGCUUUAGUUACUAAUAAUCUGUAGCGGACUGUGAUACGGUUUGAUUUGGAUCAUGGAUCAUGAUAUUCAUCAGCACUAAAAAUAAAUAUUGUGUAACAUU